GUAGUACACUUGCGUCCCAUUGCAAGCAGGUCCCUUCUGCUAACAGGGCGCUAGUGAGUUACCUACUGUGAGUGACAGCGCUCGCCUCUGGAGGAAAGGGAGCGACGCAAAACGGCAGUUCUCGCGACUGUGCACCUAAACCAACUUUAACCAUGCAAUAGGCUGUUUGGUACGUGCCCCGCCCCAACUCAAUUUUCCCUAUUUAUUUGGAGAAGCUCUGUGGCUUAAACAACACAGUUUUUUUAUUUUUGAACAAUGAGUUCUUACAACGUGUCACUCGCUGGACCUGCGCCUUGGGGUUUCCGGUUGCAAGGAGGCAAGGACUUCAACAUGCCUCUCACCGUUUCUAAGGUUACACCUGGGAGCAAGGCAGCCUCAAGCAACCUGAAUCUGGGUGACAUCAUCGUGGCUAUUGAUGGGGUCAGCACAGAGGGGAUGACACACCUGGAAGCUCAAAACAAGAUCAAGUCCGCCAAGUUCAAUCUGGCCCUCACCAUGCAAAAGUCAAAGCGCCCCAUCCCAGUAUCCAUGUCUAUACCAAAGAUCAACUCUCCUAUGCCUAUGAUCGCCCAUCAGAAGGAUCAGCCCGUGCAAUUGAACGGGGGUCUCUCAGCGUCUUCUGAGACUAUCUGCUCAAGCAAAAACACCAACCUGUCCUAUAGCAUGAGCAGUAGUGGGGAGGCAUCUUUAUCUCAUUUAGCUGCUUCCGGAGACAAAUCUACAUCCAUGCAAAAAAGGCAGCAGUAUAACUCCCCCAUUGGUCUGUAUUCUGCCGAGACACUAAGAGAGAUGGCCAUGCUACAGGAGAGGGCUAAGAGCUUGGGGUCAGGCAUGCCUAGUGGUAGUCCUGCUGAGCAUGCUCCAGCGUCCAUCAGCCUUGCACCUGCUUGUUCGCCUACUUUUGCUGCUUCGUCCAGAGAGCUCCUUUUGGGGCCAGAGAUAGCCAAUCAGGCACAUGAACAGAUUCCUGAGCAACCCUCUGUGGACAGCUUCAGCAUGCAGACUUCUAGCGGUUACCAAUCCCACUACAAAACUGCCAUCUCCAGUUCCUACACCCAGCAGCAUCCACAUGUGCAGCCCCCACCCAUGCAGCAGCCAAUGCACAUGCAGCAGCCAAUGCACAUGCAGCAGUCAAUGCACAUGCAGCAGCCACUGCACAUGCAGCAGCCACCACAAAUGCAGCACAGCUCUAUCCAGAUCCCUGUUGGUCCACCUCCACCUAAAGUGGUCAGCACUGCCACCAUUGUACCCACAGCUUACCAUGCUGCCCCAGCACCAGCUCCAACGAUGGUUCACAAGCCUGCUCCACCUCCACCUGCUCCAGCUUCAGGCUCUUCUUCCAACAGACCCCCUUGGGUUACUGAUGAUAGUUUUGCCCAUAAAUUUGACCCUAGCAAACAAACCACAACAACUAUUAAAGUGCAGCCUCUUCCCCAGGCUGCCCCACCCCCUCCAGCCUACAACCCUAAUCCCGUCCCUUCUUCCGCUCCGGCUCCUGCUCCAGCUGCUCCAAGCCCUGCCUUUAACCCUGCCCCCUUCCUACCUGUGGCCCGUGGAGUUGCUCAGAGGGCGGAGCGGUUUGCAGCCAGCAACAGAACACCUCUGUGUGGAGCCUGCAACAGCGUCAUCAGAGGACCUUUCCUGGUAGCACUGGGUCGCUCUUGGCAUCCAGAGGAGUUCAACUGCCAUUAUUGCCACACGUCUCUGGCUGAUGUCAGCUUUGUGGAGGAGCAGAACAGUGUUUACUGUGAGAACUGCUAUGGAGAGUUCUUUGCACCCACCUGUGCUCGCUGCAACACCAAGAUCAUGGGAGAAGUGAUGCAUGCACUGAGACAGACCUGGCAUACCACUUGUUUCGUAUGCGCUGCUUGUGGAAAGCCCUUUGGAAACAGCCUCUUUCAUAUGGAGGAUGGGGAACCCUAUUGUGAGAAAGAUUACAUUGCUCUCUUCAGCACAAAAUGCCAUGGAUGUGACUUCCCAGUUGAGGCAGGAGACAAAUUCAUCGAAGCUCUUGGCCAUACAUGGCAUGAUACUUGCUUUGUUUGUGCGGUGUGCAAUGUGAACCUGGAAGGACAACCUUUCUACUCCAAGAAGGACAAGCCUUUAUGCAAGAAGCAUGCCCAUGCCAUCAAUGUGUAGAUGCUUUAAUGGUGCAAAUAAGUUGUCUGUGAAGGAACUAAAUGCAAUUACAUAACAUAUCUCAAAGCAGAUGUUCUAUGGCAAGACAUCAGUGCCAAUCCAAAUUAAAUAGAAAAUAUUUAAAUGACUGAAUUAUACACAUACUAGGUGUUCUGAUACAAUGCACAUUGUUUUGUACAAAUUAAAGCCUAAUGUGCACAUAAAGUAUUAGUUAUUUUAAGCCUAAUACAUUUUUUGUUCUUGGGUGCCUGGAAUUCAUUAUUGAUUUGAUAUAACAUCACAUUUACUUUUUUUAGAUUAGUGGCUAAAACUUUGAUUUGAUUUAGACAACGCAUUUUAUGCCUUAAGCCCUAAAGAAAUCUUAAUUGUGCUACUUUUAAUUGCUUUACAAUUUGUUUUCACACACAAUUAUGCAAAGCAGUCACAAUUGGUGUUUUAAUGUUAAUUUUUAAAUGAAUGUGUUUUUAUGUGCAUUAAUCUGUUUCACUGGUUUUGAGUAAUGUGUGAAAGAUAACAUUAGUUUAUUUUUGCUGGUCAGUUAACUUAAAGGUCAUAAUGUUGGUGUAAAACACAGUCAUGACAGCUGACCACAGAAUGUGAAUCCUCAGAGUAUGCAAAACUAUUGCUGUAUGAUUUUUUACCCUGUGAUGCUCUGCAGAGUACUGAAGCUGUUUUUGUUUUGCCUGGUUACUUUUGAUUGUUUGUUGUUCUGUUAACUCAAUAUUUAGAUAAUAUUUGCAAAUUAUGUAUUAAUUUAAAAUAGCAUAGAUUAUUGUUUUCUUUGCCAAGAAUGAGGAAUUCAUCAUUUAAUUGCAAAUUAUAAGACAAGACCAGUUUUAGCACAAACUGGUAUUUUUAUCUGUCAGCUGAAAAAGUUCAAGUUGUUUUCCUAUGCAUUAACGAUAACAAAUGUAUUAACUGAGAAUUUAUUGGUAUUCUCUUUGGGUAGAUGCUACUCAGCUCUGAGGUGCAACCUUGAGAUUACAGUUAUUAUUAUAUUACAGUUAUUAUUUUAUGCCACUUAGCUAUCACACCAGUGUCACGUAGUAAAAUUGUAGACACUCAUAUUUUUCUUCAGCCUGUGUGGUAUUUUUAUGUAUUCAAUUCUUGAACUUGAGCAAAAUAACUUGUUGUUUCAUUUAUGAAUUUGUCCUUGAUGUUUCAGUACAAGUUAUUUUCACUGCCAUAUUCUGAGUUUAUUCUAACAUACCACAAAAGUUUGUAGGACUACUUUAGAUUUCAUGUUGUCAGCAGUUAGGUAUAUCACAUAUAUGCCUCUCUUAAAUUUAAUUUACAUUUUUACCUUUUUUUACAGUAGAUGAUUAAUUUACAUAAAAAUUACAUUUAUUACAGACUUGGUAGGAAUUUUAUAAUUUUAGCAUGGUUCAGAAACAGGCCUUUUUCUUUGUGUAAUUUAAUGCAAUUGAAUGUAAAAGUUAUUUACAUAUCUAUUAAUUACAUAAUUUUGAAGAAACAUGCAUAUUUUCAUGAAUUUGCAAAUCAUUACUUUCAUGCAUCAAGAUGAACCCCCACAACUUGAAGUUGUGGAGUUUGUGUUAAAAAAGUGACUUUAAUGCAUUCUUCAUUCUCUCUGGAUAUUAGAAUCGGCUCUACAAAAUAUUGUUGUUACUUUUAUGAUCAAUAUAGCUGUAAAAUCGACUAAGUUUCUUAAGAGGAGAAAAUGUAAGUAGGACUGGUAGUGUUAUAUUUAAUAUUUUUAUGAAUUUGGGGGUUAGUACCACAUAGCCUACCUGUAAUGAUAUGUCCAAAGUUGUAUUUGCAUUAGUUUAAUCAUGAUUGGUAAAAGUAUUAAGUUGCUUCAUACUAUAAAGAAAAUUACAAAUAA
This is a messenger RNA of Misgurnus anguillicaudatus (oriental weatherfish), 3985 nucleotides long. The record is from RefSeq and is a predicted model, not a curated record. NCBI's taxonomy places the organism in Eukaryota, Metazoa, Chordata, Actinopteri, Cypriniformes, Cobitidae.